This is a messenger RNA of Raphanus sativus (radish), 1352 nucleotides long. RefSeq lists its product as uncharacterized. Lineage: Eukaryota; Viridiplantae; Streptophyta; Magnoliopsida; Brassicales; Brassicaceae. The transcript has 3 exons. The record is from RefSeq and is a predicted model, not a curated record. The coding region runs from base 252 to 1103 and encodes 283 amino acids.
AGAAAAAUGAGGUAAAGAUACUCGUUGCCGCCUUUCUCUCAUCACCUCUAGCCUGAUAAUAAUCGUUUCUCCCUCCUCCAAUAUUUCAAUGCCUCUCUGAACAUUCUUGCAUUUUCUUGGGGAAACAUUUCUAAUUUUCUGAUUUGUUUCUCCCACCUCCGUUUUUUUGGGACGCUCCAAGAAAACCUCUUCCGGUUUUAAUCGGAAGGCGAAGAGACGAUCGGCGAUUUUCUUUGUUUUUUUUUUCUCAGAUGGCGCCGCGUCUUUUCGCCUGUUUCCGCGUCCACGGAUCAUCAACUUCCACCGCCGGAAAAGGAAUCUCCGGUCAUAACGCUGCCGUUGUAGCUGCCGAUGUUCCCGCAGGUGACGGACCUGUUCUCGUUCAACUCUUCUCUUCCCAGGGGUGCAAGACUUCUCCGGAGGCGGAGAUGCUCGUGUCGCGCCUAGGCCGUGGAGAUUUCGACGGUCAGAUCCGUCGUGAAGGUGGGGCUGGUUCUCCGGCGAUGGUUCUUGUUUUUCACGUUGAUUAUUGGGAUUACUUGGGGUGGAAGGAUCCGUACGGGUCGAGCCAAUGGACGGUGAGGCAAAAGGCUUACGUCGAGGCGUUGAACCAAGAUACGAUGUUCACUCCACAGUUUGUGGUUCAAGGUCGCGUCCAGUUCCUUGGCAAUGAGGAAGAUGCUCUUCUCAGGUCCAUCGUUGAAGCGCCUAGGUUUCCUUCUCCGGCGUUUCGGGCCACAUUUCAAAGACCAACCUCAGAAACCCUGCAAGUAUCUCUCACGGGAGCAUUGAGAAUGAAAGUGGACUCGAGCGGGAUGGAUAUAAUGGUGGCGCUAUACGAGAACGGGAUAGUGACUGAUUGCCCUCGGGGAGAGAACUCAGGGAGAGUCUUGUCCAAUGAUUACGUUGUAAGAAAGCUAGAAAAGUUAUGCACUGUUAAAGAUUUAAUGGCGAAGAAGAUUGUGUCGGGAACGGCUCAUUUCACGGUAUGGGAUGGGUUCAACAGUGCUAAAUGUGGUGUCGCUGUAUUUCUACAAAAUACUUCUCUUCAAAUUUUCGAUAUGUUUGCCCAACUAACCCACUCGAACACAAACGAGCUGUAACCUUAAUCGGUCCAGAGACGGCUUUGAGAGAAGUAUUAAAGACACAAGCCCAGCAACAGUAUAUAGCGAAGAAAAACAAAAAUAUUGCUUUCCAAAUAUGGGCUUUGCUUUGUAUAGUACGUGAUAAAAUGAAUGUAGAGCUGUAACGGGUUUACAUAAAUGAAUUGCGAAUCAUAUACAAACGUGAAUCAAGAUUUACAUUAUGGUAGCAAUUACGGUAGCUUAGGCUCUGGUAACCGUUCUUUGAUC